AUGCAGCUCCUGAGCGCCCUGGGGCUCUGCGAGGUCCUGAGAUGCCCGACCGGCAUGGCCAGCUAUGAAGCUGCUGCCAUCGCCUUCUGCGGCUCCCCGUCCUACCUCGACUUGGCGAAGGCCAAGGCGAUUAGCUGGCUGCAGGAAGUCGCCGACAUACAUUUUGAUGACGCCCCACUCUCCGCCACUGUGCGGACGCGUCUGUUCCCCAGUUUCUGGAAGGCGCCUGCGUUCGUUGAUGGUCUCGACGGCGUGCUCUUUCUCUCCUCGGACGGCUGUCCUGCACUGAUCGACGCCCUCGCCCUCAACGUGCCACUGCCGCCACUCAUCCGGGUCGAGCGCUUGGUCGAGACCUACCUGUCACUCUUCCUGCUCGUUUGGGCCUCGCGGGACCCAGGCUUCGAUUCCCUGGAGACGGGCUCCAAGGCCCGCGCGGUGGCCGCGCAGAACCCCGUGGCGCGCGACCUGCGGCCCCCCUUCCGGGACCUUUCCGCGCCGCCCGCCGGGACGCCGAAUUGCGAGGCGCUAUCCUGCGGCGGCCGUGCGGGACAGGCCGAGGAGAAAGGGCUGCCGAAGCCGUCGGCGAUCCUGUGGCGGGGCCUGCAGCCGUGCUCUGCGCACUCCCCCGGCGCCAGAGUGCCGCUGGGGAGAGUGCCUGCCGCGCCCUCCGUAGAGCACCACAGCGCCGACGCAUCGCAGACCGCAAAAGGAGCACAUGCCGGACUGGUCUCCGGCGCCGUGACGGCCGCGCAGCGCGCGGACGGUUGCCGCGGCCCGGCCGCGCGCAAGGGGUGCAGCCCGAAGCUCACCAGCUGCUCCCACCUCUUCUGUGGCGACUGCAUCGCUCAGUGGUUCUCGCAGCACCCCGAGAGCCAGACCUGGGCCCAGCGGGCCCGCUCGGUGGGCCCGGAGAGGGUCGUGCCCUGCCCCGUGUGCAAGCAGCCCCUCGGCGAGAAGAAGGACCUCUUCCCCGUGUGCGGCGUCACGUGCCGGAGUGAGAACCUUCUGCUGUGGCGGAUGUUGUCUUCCCUGAAGAUUAUGUGUGCGAACCAUCCAAAGGUCCUCAAAGAGGGCAAGUGCCAGUGGAUCGGCGAGUACGGCUCUUACCAGAAGCACAUCGCCGUGUGCAAGAACUGCGACACGGCGGCGGCCGAGAAGCCGGAGGCGCCUCCUCAGAGAGCCGACUCCGAGAGCGAGGCCACCGCGGGCCGCCACAAGACGUGUCCUGGAAGGGCCCCCCCGCGAAUAGCACGGCGACGCCGCCGGCCGCGCGGGUGGCGACGUCGCCGCUGCCCUCCCCCGCGCUGGCCCCCUCGCCGCAGCCGCCCCCCACCGGCGCCCCCGCUGGCGGAGCCCCGCCGGCCGCCCAGCUGGCUGGCGCCGGCAGGGCGCAGGCCACCAAGCAGCCCGCCGCAAAGCCGAGCCCGGACCACCCGCCGAAGGGCGUGGCCACGGCGCCGGCGCCGGCCCCUGCGUCCCCUGCACCGACGGCGGCGGCGCCGGCGAGCGUCCCUCCGGCGCCCGCCGCGCGGCCGGUGGCAG
Messenger RNA from Prorocentrum cordatum, 1542 nucleotides. Lineage: Eukaryota; Dinophyceae; Prorocentrales; Prorocentraceae. The record is from the annotation of a GenBank genome assembly.